AUGAGUGAAAUUGAAUCACAAUCAGACUUUUUUUCCGACGAUGAAACAGAUGAGGAACAUCAAAUGUUCUUAAGGUCAAAAGGAAAAAAAUUGCAUACAUAUGUAACAACUACUGAAAAAGAAGGUUCUGACCUGGAUGAGGAAGAGGAGGAGAGUGACGACGGCAACGGAGAUGAACAUAGAGAUAACGGGGAUAAAGAAGACAAAGAGGACUACAAAAAUGAUGAAGAACUAGAUAAGCACCCAAGUGCUGAGUUGUCUGACGAAGACGAUAAGGAACAAACUCUUGCAAACACCGCCACCAUCAAUAAGAAGCUCAAAAAACUUACUCCCAAAGAACUAGAAAAAGAGCAAAAACGAAUCAAGAAAACAGGUGUGUGUUACUUGUCCAAAAUCCCACCUUAUAUGAAACCAUCGAAAUUACGAUCUGUUUUGUCGCGAUUUGGAUCCAUCGAUCGAAUUUUCCUUAAACCGGAAGAAGCUUCAAUAUAUCAUAAACGAGUGAAAUAUGGAGGUAACAAAAAGAAACGCUUUACCGAAGGCUGGGUUGAAUUUGUGAAAAAGAAAGAUGCCAAACUAUGUGCUCAAACUUUGAAUGGGAAUAAAUUGGGUGGUAAAAAGACAUCAUAUUAUUAUGAUGAUAUAAUAAAUAUCAAGUAUUUGAAAGGGUUCAAAUGGAUGGAUUUGACUCAACAAAUCGCUAAAGAAAAUGAAAUUAGACAAGCUAAAUUAGCAUUAGAUUUAUCACAACAAAACAAAUUCAAUAAGGCAUUUGUUCACAAUGUUGAACAACUGAAGAUGAUUGAGGGGAUCAAGAGAAAGAGAAAUGCAAAAGGCCAAGACAAGGAACAAGGUACACGCGGCGACAGUGCUGCUGGCACCACUACUACUGACAAUGGCGAUGAUAAAUUGAGGAGACAUUUCAAACAACGGAAAGUGACAAGCACAAGAAGUGAUGCCUCAAGUGAAUUGAAACAAAAAUCUACACCUAAUGACCGAUUAACCAAUGUUUUAUCUAAAGUUCUUUAA
Messenger RNA from Lodderomyces orthopsilosis Co 90-125, 1029 nucleotides. Its product is annotated as RNA-binding ATPase activator. The record is from RefSeq and is a predicted model, not a curated record. Lineage: Eukaryota; Fungi; Ascomycota; Pichiomycetes; Serinales; Debaryomycetaceae. Gene Ontology annotation, molecular function: RNA binding. Gene Ontology annotation, biological process: small-subunit processome assembly; endonucleolytic cleavage to generate mature 5'-end of SSU-rRNA from (SSU-rRNA, 5.8S rRNA, LSU-rRNA); endonucleolytic cleavage in 5'-ETS of tricistronic rRNA transcript (SSU-rRNA, 5.8S rRNA, LSU-rRNA). Bases 1 to 1029 code for a protein of 342 amino acids. The transcript has a single exon. Gene Ontology annotation, cellular component: nucleolus.